Messenger RNA from Capronia epimyces CBS 606.96, 825 nucleotides. RefSeq lists its product as uncharacterized. The transcript has a single exon. NCBI's taxonomy places the organism in Eukaryota, Fungi, Ascomycota, Eurotiomycetes, Chaetothyriales, Herpotrichiellaceae. The record is from RefSeq and is a predicted model, not a curated record. Bases 1 to 825 code for a protein of 274 amino acids. Gene Ontology annotation, molecular function: acetyl-CoA hydrolase activity; coenzyme A diphosphatase activity. Gene Ontology annotation, biological process: coenzyme A catabolic process.
AUGCCGCUGUCACGAAAGGCCGCCGUUCUGAUUUUGCUGUUUGCGGAUGAAAAGGGCGAUCUGAGAGUGGUCAUCACGAUGCGUGCAAGUACGCUGAGUUCCUAUUCCGGCCAAGCAGCGCUGCCAGGAGGCAAAGCCGAACUAGGAGAGACCGCGUUCGAAGCAGCGCGACGUGAGGCCUCUGAAGAGAUUGGCCUUCCACAACGGAACGAGGCCUUACCACCGCCUUUUAGAGUCGAGCACCUAUGCGAGAUGCCCACGAACCUGGCAAAAACAGAACUAGUUGUUCGUCCCUGUGUCGCUUUGCUACAUUCGCAUGACCCCGAGACAGGACUGAACGCUAACGUUGCUGAAAGGCUGCUUCCCAGACUGGAUGCAAGGGAAGUAGCUGCUGUGUUCUCAGCCCCUUUCAAGAACUUCUUGUACCAGGAAGAUCUACCCAGUCAACCAGACCUCCCCGGGAAGCCAAGCGAUUGGUAUAAAGGAGCCUGGACUGAUUGGCACCAGAGCCAAUGGCGGAUGCACAAUUUCUUUGUUCCCGUCACAAACCAGAUUGUUACUAAACCGAAGAAGAGUGAGGGACAGAAGAUUACUGCGAGUCACCUGGACCAGUAUGAGAGGUACCGAGUGUUUGGUAUGACUGCCAGGAUCCUUGUUGAUGCUGCUCGCUACGCCUACGACCAAGAGCCGGAGUUCGAUCAUAACAGUCACUUCGGGGAUGAGGACAUGAUUGUCCGUCUGCGCAAGGUUGGACGAUUAGGAGAUAUAAGGCGUCCUGGUGAUGAGCUCACGAAAGAGGAUUUGGUGAGAGCUGCAAAGCUCUGA